Molecule: messenger RNA, 790 nt
Organism: Papilio xuthus (Asian swallowtail)
Lineage: Eukaryota; Metazoa; Arthropoda; Insecta; Lepidoptera; Papilionidae
Source: RefSeq, a predicted model, not a curated record
AUCAGUCGCGUUGACAGUUCUUUUUUUUAAUUCAGUCAUUGACAAUUGUAUAAUGCGAGUUUACUGACUGGAUUUUAUUACGAUGCUUGUGUAUGUUACGUGAAACAGUGAUCUACAGAAAUUGUUUUUAAAAUGACGGUGAAAAUUAUAUAUCUGUUGUUCCUGUUUUCCUUAGGACAAUGCUCCGUGAUCAUACCCGAGGAGCUACCAUCGCUGUUGUCCGUUGCUUAUUCAAAUAUUCCUCCUAUUAAAAAAGGUACCGAUUCACGAGUGGGUUUUGGAUUCGCGUUCGGUAAUCACGCCGACUUUCAGGUCAUGUUCGAACUGGGGCCGCAGACUAACACUAUGAAUCUCACUGGACAACCUUUCGGAACGGGGAACAACAAGCGACAAGCGCCGGCCUUGUCACCUCCGAAAAUUAAUAAAAAUAGGGAAAAGUUCCUACAAAGUGACGCUGGAAAAUAUUUACAAACCUGGGCACAAAAGAUGAAGAGCCCAUCAAAAGUAGUACACAAAAGACCAGAUACGAGUAGACCGGGAGAAGUAAUGAAUCUAGAAGAUUCCAUGGUAGAAUUAGUUAAGAAUGAUAAAGGAGAAUAUGAGAUCCACCAACCAAAACCUGGACAUAUGCCACAAUAUGUUUUGGAUAAACUGAAAAGGCUUUAUGGACAGAAGAAAGAAGAAGCACAGAAGUUAAGUGACCAGAAAAGAACAGAAGAUGAUGUACGAAAAAUAACUGAAGAUCUGUCUAAUGUUGAUUUAGAUUAAGAAAAAAAAGAUAACAAUUAAU